Chlamydomonas reinhardtii is the source of this 2930-nucleotide messenger RNA. RefSeq lists its product as uncharacterized. Gene Ontology annotation, cellular component: mitochondrial matrix; peroxisomal matrix. The transcript has 10 exons. The record is from RefSeq and is a predicted model, not a curated record. Gene Ontology annotation, molecular function: malonyl-CoA decarboxylase activity. Lineage: Eukaryota; Viridiplantae; Chlorophyta; Chlorophyceae; Chlamydomonadales; Chlamydomonadaceae. Gene Ontology annotation, biological process: fatty acid biosynthetic process; positive regulation of fatty acid oxidation; acetyl-CoA biosynthetic process. The coding region runs from base 102 to 2378 and encodes 758 amino acids.
CCGGUCCCCGCGCCCAUGACACGGCAACGCAACCUUUUGAUCUACGACACCACGAACCGCCUGACAUGACCAGAUAAGUACAGCAUUGCGCGUCGUCAGCGAUGUGGGUGGCGCGAAGGCUCGGAGGCAGCCUAGGGGUGUUGCGGGCACCCGUGUCUGUACCUGGCCACUGCCAGUGGCGCUCCUUUAGCAGAAUUGAUGCCGUCAGGCAGCUUUUGAACGAGCAUCGGCGUGUUCCUGCGAGGGCUGGCGGAAAUGCCGCAUCGACAUCGGCGCCCAGUGGCUUGAGCGGCGCGUCAGUGGCGCAGUCGCCAGUAGGGAAUAAUGCAGAUCACGCUAAGGAAGGCGAUACGGUCAACACGCUGGUGAAGGAGCUCCUGAGGAUAUUCACGCGAAAGGUUCCAGGCUCGCUGGUGCCUGACGAGCUGGUGCGGGGCUUUGUCCACGCCUACAAGCAGCUGGGGGGCACGCAGGAGCGAUUGGACUUCUUUCGCCUGAUCACACGGGAGCUGGGGCUGUCCGUGAACGAGGUCAACACGGCGGUGCGAUCAUGGGACAGCGCCGUGGCACGCGGCGCGGCUUCAAUCGCCACCUCGACGCCCUCCCAACCCCAGGCGGCGCCAUCGCCGCUGCAGUGGGAUGCGGCCUACCGCGCCGCCGACCGCCUCGCGUCCGCCGCCACACCUCUGUACUCGCAGCUGUUUGUGCCAAUCAGCCAGGCACCGGAUGGCAUGAAGUUCCUUGUGGACAUGCGGGCCGACCUGAUGGACGUGGUGGCGGCGGCGACAGUGGCCGCACCCGCAUCCGCACCUGCAGCUGCACCUAACCCAGAAGCAGAAGCCUCGACCGCCGACGGCAGCAGCACCAGCAGUAGCACCCAUCGCGGAGUGGGAACGGCAGUGGCGCCCAGCAGCACAGGCGCUGCGGGGGAAGCGCAGGAGGCAGGUGGGCACACGGCGGGCGCGGUGGCGGCGGCAGUGGGUGCGGCGGCGCCGCCCGCCGCUCUCACGGUGUCACUGGAGGAGUCUGCGCACCUGCGGGCCAUGGCCGAGCAGCUCAGGCAGCUGCUGGCCGAGUGGUUCAGUGUGGGGCUGCUGCACCUGCAGCACAUCUCAUGGGAGGAGUCGCCGGCGGCCUUGCUGGAGCGGGUGAUGCGGGCGGAGGCGGUGCAUCCGCUGGGCGGCAGCUGGGAAGAGCUGCGGCGGCGGCUGGGCCCGCGGCGGCGCGUGUUCGCGUUCACGCACCCCUGCAUGCCGGGAGAGCCGCUGGUGGUGCUGCACACCGCGCUCAUGAACCGGCCAGCUGCCUGCAUUGACGACAUCCUGUCGCACCACGACCGCGCCGGUGAGCCGCCGGCCGCCUGUUCCCCCACGCCCGCCGCCGCUUCCUCCUCCGCCGCCUCCGGCCCCACCACUGCCGUGUUCUACUCCAUCUCGUCCAGCCAGCCCGGGCUCAAGGGCAUCGAGCUGGGCCACUUCCUCAUCCAGCGGGUCGCCGAGAGGCUCACGGCCGAGCAUCCCAGCCUGCGGCAGCUGGUGACGCUGUCGCCGCUGCCCAACUUCCGGUCCUGGCUCACGUCGCAGCUGCAGCAGCAGCUGAUGCUGCCGCAGGCGGCAGCCGGCAGCGCCAGCAGCGGCGCCAGUCCCCAGCAGCAAUCCGAGCAGACGCAACCGCAACCGCUCCUGCUGCCGGCUGAGCAGGUGGCAGUGGUGGGCCUGGCGCGAGCCAUGGGCUGGCGGUGCGCAGACCCAAGCCCAGGCAGCCCCGGAGCAACGGCGGUGCCAGUGGCAGUGCCAGGUCCGACGGUGUCGCCGACGGACGCGGCGGCCGCCCUGGCUUGGCUGUUGGACGGCGACCGAUGGCUAUCCGGCGCCAGUGGCGGCAGCGGCGAUCCUGCCGCUUCGGUACCGGCAGCCUUCUCGCCUCCUUACUUGAAUGCCCCAAGUGAUGCCGCCAACGCCGAGGCCACGGCCGCCGCCGCGCUCUCAGGCCCCUUCGCGCACCCGCCCCAGCCCGAAGCGGCAGUCCAGCCGCCGCCUCCAGCUGCGCCGGGCAAAGCUGUGUGCCCGGGCCCGGACGCCGAUGCGGUGCUGCGGCCGGUGCUGAUGCGGCUGGCGGCGCGGUACCUGGUGUGUGAGAAGCGGCGGUCCUUUGCGCUGUGCCCCGUGGCCAACUUCCACCUGCGCAAUGGGGCGUCGCUGUGGCGCAUCAACUGGAGGGCUGACACGAGCCAUCUGGGCCUGCGCCGCAGCUUGGGCAUCAUGUGCAACUACCACUACCAGCUGGAUAGUGUGUACGACAACAACAGGCGGUACCUGCUGCAGCAUGAGGUGACGACGCACCCGCAAGUGCACGAGCUUCUCAGUCGCCAGCAGUGAUGGCGCUUGCGCGGGGUUGGGGGUGGGGUUGGAGGGUUAGGAGGAGGAUGUCAGGAAGGGUUGUGCGGAUCAAAUAGCACAGCAGGUCAAGCCGAAGGUUGCCUCCGUUGUCUUAUGACUUUCCUGGACGAGGACCCUUUGAAUCGGUAUUGGUGUGUAUAAGCGCGUGUUGCACUUGCAACGGCAAGGAGGCGAUGAUUGCAGGACAGGGUGCUGUCAGGGCCGUGCACAUUCCCCAUGCGUGUGACCAACCCCGCCUCACCUUGCCCAGAGAACCGGAGGUCCGCUGCUCGGACGGCCCCCGGAAGCGCGAUUGUAAUCAUCGCUACCUGCAUUAACGCUGAGAGUGGCUACAUAGGCCGCCUCGGUUGUAGGUCCUUAACUCACGCCUUAACUUUACGAGCGUGCAAGGACGUGGGGCGGGGGGCUAGGCGUAGGACCAUGCUGCUGAGGCUGGUAGGUGUGCGUGUUGAACAUCGAUAGGGGGUGCGCGGGCACCAUAUCACCAUAUGGCGUGGUAACUGCGCUGAGCCCAUGUAAGCAGCGGACAGG